This is a messenger RNA of Oldenlandia corymbosa var. corymbosa, 3023 nucleotides long. NCBI's taxonomy places the organism in Eukaryota, Viridiplantae, Streptophyta, Magnoliopsida, Gentianales, Rubiaceae. The record is from the annotation of a GenBank genome assembly.
GUAGAAUUUGUUGGGUGUAAUAUUUUAAUUUUUAAUUUUUCUUGCGUAAAUUUGCUGGAUGAUUGGGAUCGUGGAAGUUGAAGAGUGGGCUUUUGCAGUCCAAUAUUAAGGAAACACCGUCUCUACCCCCUCUUCUGAUGAUUCCAGAUGGUAUGAUUUCUGAGGAGAGGGAGAAGGGUUGAAUAGAAGAAGUGAUUCUCAAAAACAAAACAAAAAACAAAAAAAAAAAAAACUCAGCCGAGUCUUUUGUUCUUGUUUGAUUUUUGGGUUGUUUUCAAUCUAUCAUUGGCAGAAGAAGAAGAGGCAAAAGAUCAUGUCAUCAUCAAAUUCUCCUUGUGCUGCCUGCAAAUGUUUGAGGCGAAAAUGCACCCAAGAAUGUGUGUUUGCACCUUAUUUCCCACCGGACCAGCCUCAGAAAUUCAUCAAUGUUCACAAAGUGUUUGGGGCUAGUAAUGUAGCCAAACUCCUGAACGAACUCAACGCCGCCCAGAGAGAAGAUGCAGUCACUUCACUGGCUUAUGAAGCCGAUUACCGGCUCCGGGACCCUGUCUAUGGCUGUGUAGGCCUAAUUUCCAUCCUCCAACACAAGCUGAAGCAAUACCAAAUGGAUGUUGCAGCAGCAAAGAAAGAAUUGGCUACCUACAUUGGUCCCUCUGCUUUUUUACCAAUCUUCCAGCAUCCAGGUUUCCUGCCACAGCAACCAUAUUCUAACAAUCCCUCAGGCGCUCCCGGGGUAAUGCCUUAUAAUAUGCAUCAGCCCAUGAUGGGAUUGCCGGCGGCGGGUGCUGGUGGUGUGCCUCCUCCACACGGUGGUGCUCAAUUGAUGAUCCGGGAACCACAACAACAACCACCACAGCAACUGUAUGAGGCACAGGCGGCUCAACAGUAUGCCGCGGCGGUGGCAGCCCGGGAACAGCAGCAACAGGAAAUGUACAGAGCCUAUGAACAUCAGCAGCAGCAGCAGCCACAGCAAUCUCAACUCCAACAGCAGCAAUUGACACAGGAUAUCAAGUAUAAUGCCGGGUUCGAUGGAGCGGGUCAAGUUAAUGCUGCCACGGCCUAUAAUCAGCCCAUCAAUGCUGCAGCUAUGUCUCCAUCUUUGGCAUUGGGUGGGACUUAUGAAGGGGUGCCUUAUCAGAUUCCAGCCCAGCAGCAGCAGCAGCCAGCUCAAGAACAUUCCCAAUCUACCCAGCAACAACAGCAGUAUCACCAGUUUCAGAUUCAGUCACAAAGAAUGCUCCAACAACAGUCUCAGCAGCAGCCGGCGGCUGCGGUUCAGCCACAGUUGCAGCAAAUGCAGUCACAAUUUCAACCUCAAACGAUUGAGGAACAAGGACAGAGGGCCAAGAGUGAGGAGGGUAGGAGCGCCUGUCCUUCUUGUUAAUAUUACAAAAUGCAUCCAAAUGCUAUCUGAGUUUUUUUGGGGUUCUUGAGACAAUUUUGAUUUUUAUCUUGGUAAUUUCUCUGUCCCUCUGUUUCUGUCCUCGUUUCCGUCUCAUUUCCGUUUUUGUGUAUAUACUUGGCUGUCUCCUUUGAAAUUGCUGCCAUUAACGAUGACUUGCAUUCAUAAAGUUGCAUUUUUUGAGUUUUUGACACAAAUUUGCAGUCUUUAUUGGGGUUCUGUAGUGGGGUUGUGUUGAAUUAUCUGAAUCUUUUCUGCUUCUUCUUUUGCACAAGGAAUAUUGUUGUAAAAUUAUUUAAAAAGUUUAAAAUACAAGGUUUUUAUAAGCUUAAUAUUUGUAUAGUCUGUUCUCAUGUUUGUUAUGUGUCAUAGUCUAAAAUUAGACAAUCUUUUUAGGACAGAAGAAGAAGAAAUAGUAUUAGUUAAAGAAGUCAAGUACGUGGAUGCAUUUUGGAUUUGCGCAGAUGAUAUGUUUGACCAUAGAGUGAGUCAAUGAUACACUCCCAUUUGGUAAUCAAUAAUCAUAGUUCUUUUUAAAGAUCUGACCUUUUUAUUUUAUCUUAAUAAUGAAAUGAAAUGGCGUGAAGAAACUGGUUAGAGUAACGUGCAAAACUGAAAUGAAAAUUGGGAUCGGUACAUUGAGGACUAAGGGACGAUAUAUAUCUACACUGUAAAGUUGCAUAAAGUCAUCAUGUUACGUUUUAUUAUUUCAGCAGCUUCUGCCAACUAUAUUCCUAUUCCCAUUGACCUUUUUUCAUUGCAAAGUUAUAGUAUUAUAACAACCAAGGUUUUGGGAAUAACAAUGCAUGUUCAUUUUAAAUCCUGCUCUUGCAUAUAUUUUGUCUAAUUCUAGUAACCUGUUCCGUACGUGACUGACUUCUUUACUCUUGUUAUUCUCCUCAUUGUAAAUUGUUAUUCUGACGUGGGUACCAUGAUAAUAUUUCUUUGAUGAAAAUGUAGUUUAACAUAAGUUUCCAGUCCUUGUACAAUUCAUUUUUCUACUAUCUCUGUGAUUGUGCAGGUAAUUUCUUGCAAUUUACUAGCUUGACGGAUAUUUCACUAAGCACGAAUCUGGAGAGUGGAGUGGAUUCAGAGGGAGAGAUCCGCGAGUUUGAUGAGUCCAAGCCAUAACAACUAAUUGAUACGUAAUAUCCUAUUUUGGUUUUCAGAUGAACCCCCUAUAAUUAUAUUGGUGUCCUUUCACUGAAAGUUUUAAAACAAGAGAUUAAGGAGUGAACAAGCACAAUUUCCAGAAGAAGCAGCAUCAGAUCAGACAACAUUGUUGGAGUAGAGUUUAAAUUCCGUCCGUUAAAUUUAAGUAUUAUAUCCUCUUCUUCCAGUUGGCCUGCUGGAGAAAGGUUGAAGCUUUUGCACUAAUGAGUUCGGGAAAUUAAGCAGUAGUACAGAUUUACAGGAAAUCAGAUUCUGAUUCUCUAUCUAUUUAGUUUUGGAUACAUUCUUUUUCACUCGCAAAUUCAUUCAUUCCUACCUCCUAGUAAUAUUGCACAGUAGAAACGAUGGUUCAGGACCUCUAGUUAUAUAUAUAGCUGCUGGUAAAUGUUGCUCCGUACGAAUUUACAAUGGAAAUAACUUCUGUUCGUUGUAGGAAUUCAGAUUAUUG